ACCCCAAAGCCCCAGCCCAAACCCUGCAGACGAGCAGCAGCAAUGGCGACCAGGACACUAUCCGUCUCCUCGCUCACCUCCACCGCCUUCGCCUCCUUCCAGCGACCCCGCAGGCCCCCAUCUGCUCCUCCCCUCCCCCGCCUCCUCGGCCCGCGCCUCCGCGCCUCCCCUCUCUCCACUGCCGCCGCCGCUCCCGAUGGCGAUGACGACGGCGUCGACACCGUCGAGCAGCUCCUCCUCCCCCGCCUGCCGUCCGCGUCAGCCCCCGGUGCCCCGCGCGGUCGGAUCGACCGCCUCAUGAAGCUGCAGCGCCGCGCCGACGGCGACGCGGUCCCCGGGCCGGCGGGGCCCGGGGGGCGGAGGAGGUGGUUCCCGUACCUGGACACGUUCCGGCCCGCGGCGGGGAGCGCGGACCUGUCCAGCCGGGAGGUGGUCGAGGUGCUGGAGCCGUACAUCCUCGAGGCGCGGCGUGAUCGCAUCCGGCGCGCCGUUGAUAAUCGGAGCUAUGCUGUUUGCCUUGUGGUGGAGGGCCUCUCCGACUUCGGCAACGUCUCGGCAGCGUUCCGCUCCGCCGACGCGCUCGGCGUGCAGUCUGUGCACGUCAUCUCCUGCGAUAGCAGCAAAAGGUAUAGAGACAACAGGCAUGUGAGCAUGGGUGCUGAAAAAUGGCUUGACAUUGAGAUAUGGGAUUCACCAGCAGAAUGUUUCAGUGCAUUAAAAAAGCGUGGCUAUCGCAUUGCAACCACUUCUUUGGGAACGGAUUCGGUUUGUGUGUAUGACAUGGAUUGGUCUCAACCAACGGCUAUUGUUGUGGGCAAUGAGCUAAGGGGUAUAAGUGAUGAUGCUCUAGAGUUGUCAGACUUGCACUGUAGUGUUCCUAUGAAAGGCAUGGUGGACUCGUUUAAUGUAUCUGUUGCAGCUGGAAUCCUCAUGCACCAUGCUGUUUGUGAUAGAGUUUCCCGCCUCGGUCAUCACGGUGAUUUGUUACCAGAAGAAAAUAGAAUAUUGCUUGCUGAAUUCUAUCUGCGACAUAGGGAAAGCACAUCUACCAUACUUCAUGAAUAUGCCAAAAGGAAAGCGGAAAAUUUUAUGGCCAGACUUUGAGAGCAUCCUGAGGCCGACUUAUGCAUAGGCGCAGGUGAUCAACCUGAAUGAUUUAUUUGGCAAUCAGAUGUUGGCUUACCCGGUGCAUCUUUCUAACAUCAAACAAAUUGGUGGGUUCUUUAGCCAUAAGGUCAUUUUUCCUGGAGAGUACCGUUGGGCUACUUGGUCUUCAAGAGAUUCAAGACAGUGACUCGCACAGGAUUGCCGGCAAGAAUAUGACCUAAACCCAACCAUUGUGCAGAGCUGUUAACAGUUACUAGUACGCACCCGGUUUUCAGUGACGUUGAUCUUUGCUCCCCAAAUAUAGACGUUAUGUUGUAUGCUAUUGUUAGGGUUAAGCACUUGAGCAUGCAUGGUAUCUUUCCACUCGGAAUCUUUCACAAAUCUUGGCAACUCACCGUUUUCAA
Molecule: messenger RNA, 1511 nt
Organism: Panicum virgatum (switchgrass)
Lineage: Eukaryota; Viridiplantae; Streptophyta; Magnoliopsida; Poales; Poaceae
Product: tRNA (guanosine(18)-2'-O)-methyltransferase-like
Exons: 6
Coding region: 43-1104 (353 amino acids)
Biological process (GO): tRNA guanine ribose methylation
Molecular function (GO): RNA binding
Source: RefSeq, a predicted model, not a curated record